GGACAUCUGACAAUAUCACGCGUAACCAGCCUCAACUAUUUAUUGCACGCUCUUUAUUUCUCUGGCUUUACUGCUGAGCAAGUGCUCAGGCGCUUUUACGCACAGAAUGGCGCUCCGGGACUACCGCAUCAUCACUGCGCUCGUGCUGCUGGUACUGGCUAUAGUCGGGAUUGUCCUUCUUGUCUUUCCUGCAAAGGACAUGGAGAACCCCCCCGAAAACAUGUUUGGAAUUGUUCUGGAUGCAGGCUCGUCCCACACCUCCAUGUACAUCUACAAAUGGCUGGCUGAUAAGCAAAAUGACACUGGUAUUGUUACCCAGCACAGCGAGUGUCAUGCAAAAGGUGGAGGGAUAUCUAGCUAUGCAGGUGUCCGUGGUGGGGCAGCAGGAAGUCUGAAAGACUGUCUGAAACAGGCUGUGAAGGAUAUCCCAAAAUCCAGGCACCACCAAACUCCGCUCUAUCUGGGAGCCACUGCCGGCAUGAGACUCUUGGGCAAAGUCAAUGCCACUGAGUCCAAACGGGUACUGAAGGAAGUGGAAAAAGAAAUGCGGUCUUGCCCUUUCAAAUUCAAAGAGGCAGCCAUCCUGAGUGGACAGGAGGAGGGGGCAUACGGCUGGGUCACAGUCAACUACCUGCUGGAAAACUUUGCUAAGUAUGGUUUUGUUGGCCGUUGGCUGAAUCCAGGAAGACAGACGAUUGGAGCGUUGGAUUUAGGCGGAGCUUCCACACAGAUUGCUUUUGAGACAUCAGAAGUGGUGGAGGACAAGGAUAAUGUGAUGGAGCUGAAGCUUUAUGGAAAAACCUACAGACUGUAUACCCAGAGCUUCCUGUGCUAUGGCCAAGACCAGUUCCUGCGCAAACUGCUGGCUCAUCUGAUCACGACUCAAGGUGUAAAGACCCAAGUGUCCCAUCCCUGCUACCCUCAACAGUAUAACACAUCGGUGAAGCUGGGGCACGAUGUCUUUGAUUCUCCCUGCACUCAGAGCUACAAACCAGCCAGCUUUGACCCCCAGAAGUCGGUAAGAGUAGUGGGGACAGGAGACUACAGGAGCUGCCUGGACAGUGUAACAAAGCUGUUCUCCUUCGAGAACUGCUCUUACUCCAAGUGCUCCUUUAAUGGAGUCUUCCAGCCCAACGUGACAGGAAACUUCAUGGCAUUCUCUGCUUUCUUCUUCACUCAUAAAUACAUCAACAGCCUCACCAAUAUUCCCAUCACCUCCCCCAGUCGACUGAAGGAGGCCAUCCAACUCAUCUGCAACAUGACCAUCUCUGAGAUGACAGCCAAGACAAAGCAGUCAGAGAAAUACAUGAAAAAUGUCUGCGCUGUCUCCAAUUUCGUCCAGGUCCUCUUACUGCAGGGCUACGGUUUCAAUAACCACUCCCUUCCAUCCAUCUCUUUCGAGAAACAGGCAGGAGGAGCCUCAGUAGGCUGGGCUCUGGGGUACAUGCUUAGUCUGAGCAGUAUGAUCCCAGGUGAGAGACUUGGGCUGAUGAAGGCUCUGCCCCUAGGGCCCUGGGCUGGCAUUCUCUUCCUCUUCAUCACCCUCCUCUUCAUUGCACUGGGAUACCUUCUGAUGAUCUACAGAAGCACCAAAUCUAAAGAAGGGAUAGUGUAAGAGCAAGGGGGACACCCCCCCAGUCCAAUUCAUACUUAGAGUAUAGACAUGUCCGUCUAAAAUGUUCAAUGUCUUGACAAAAAAAAAUCUUGGUUCUGCUAUUGUUUCUGUAUUUAGGUGGAAUCACUAUACUUUUGCCUGCUCAAUUCUAUUUGCAAUUCCUCCUCUCUUCCACUUGCUAGUGGAGAACAGCUUUUGUGUGUGUAAAAUUUAACUACGGAAUAAACCAUGUUUUGCUAUGA
Eleginops maclovinus (Patagonian blennie) is the source of this 1857-nucleotide messenger RNA. Its product is annotated as ectonucleoside triphosphate diphosphohydrolase 2-like. The transcript has 9 exons. Gene Ontology annotation, molecular function: hydrolase activity. The coding region runs from base 107 to 1615 and encodes 502 amino acids. Gene Ontology annotation, cellular component: plasma membrane. The record is from RefSeq and is a predicted model, not a curated record. Lineage: Eukaryota; Metazoa; Chordata; Actinopteri; Perciformes; Eleginopidae.